Messenger RNA from Dalotia coriaria, 1908 nucleotides. Its product is annotated as putative fatty acyl-CoA reductase CG5065. Gene Ontology annotation, cellular component: peroxisome. The record is from RefSeq and is a predicted model, not a curated record. Gene Ontology annotation, biological process: long-chain fatty-acyl-CoA metabolic process. Lineage: Eukaryota; Metazoa; Arthropoda; Insecta; Coleoptera; Staphylinidae. Gene Ontology annotation, molecular function: alcohol-forming very long-chain fatty acyl-CoA reductase (NADP+) activity. The transcript has 4 exons. Bases 52 to 1593 code for a protein of 513 amino acids.
CAGACGCAAUGAAAAUAAAUAAAUAUCAUUUGUAAUAUCAACGCAGUUGCGAUGGAAUUCCUGCUGGCACAAGUCGUUGGUGACGAUGUCGUACCACUGCCAGAAGAUGAAACGCGUGUGCAGAAGUUUUACGCCGGUAAAACACUGCUUGUUACGGGUGGUACGGGUUCAGUGGGGAAGUUGCUAGUUGCGAAAAUAUUGAAGUUUUGCCCGCUUGUUGAAAGGAUUUAUUUGAUUGUGCGCGCGAAGAAUCUUAAUCAGAUGGGACAUAGACAAGAAGAGCUGUUUAACCAUCCAGCUUUCGACAACAUCCGCCGUUCCUCCCCGCAAUUCCUCUCAAAAAUUACAAUCAUUCGCGGUGAAUUAUGUCUACCAAAUUUGGGCAUAAGUGAAGCUGAUUCCCUUAAACUAAUAGAAGACACCGAGAUAGUUUUCCACCUGGGUAGUACGACCCUGUUCGAUGAAAACUUCAAGACAUCAGCCGAAGUGAACGUGCGUGCGACGCGCGAUCUACUCAAUUUGGCGAAACGCAUGCGGAAGUUGAAAGUUUUCGUGCAUGCGUCGACACUUUUCGCUAACUGCGGGAAAAAUAUGUUGGAAGAGACUUUCGAGCGGCCCUUCAUAUCAGCUGGCGCACUAAUGGAAUUUCUAGAUUCAAUGGAUCCAAAUGUACACUAUCAGAAACCAAUAAAUCUUGGUGACCUACCGAAUAAUUUUGUUUUUACUAAGUCAAUUGCUGAGGAAUUGAUUAAGAAUGAAAACAAGACUCUUCCAGUGGUGAUUGUAAGACUUCCACUUUUAAUACCCAGUUAUCGAUAUCCUUGCCGUGGAUAUACUGAUACUGUGAACAGUUUAGUGGGUUUAUCAAUGACAACCUACAUAGGAUUGAAUAAAUCCAUUCUGGCGAAAAAAGAUAUGACUGCUGAAGUGUUUCCUAUUGAUAUGGCUGCCAAUGCUAUGAUUAGUAUUGCUUGGGACACUGCUCAAUCAAGAGCUUUAAAUGACAACGUAGAGGUACCAAUCGAAGACCAACUGAUGAUCUACAAUCUAACAACAUCCAAAUGCAACACACUACCCUGGAAACUAUUCUUUGGCCUUAGCAACAAAUUUAUGUACCGCUAUCCAACAAUUUUCACGCUCUCCUUCCCAUGGAGCAUCUUACACGCGCAAAAAAACUGGCACUUCCUCUUAAUAACCCUUCUGCACUACAUCCCUGGGUACUUUAUCGAUUUUUGCACCCUAUAUCUCUUUUACAAGACAAAAUAUAUCGGAUACUAUACGAAAAUCGAUAUGUUAUCACGCAUUCUUACGUAUUUCACCACAAAAUCGUGGAAUGUACGCGAUGGCAACGUGCGACGCCUGAUACGCCGCAUGGACGAAGAUGAUAAAGAGAUAUUCGAUUUUGACGCGGGCAGGAUCGACUGGGAGUCUUAUUUCGAAUACUAUAUCCUGGGAAUUCGAAAGUUUAUUCUUAAAGAUAACGAAGAUACGAUACAAGUGGCGCGAAAACGCAAUUUAAGACGACUUAUUGUUUUAAUUUCGAAAAUUUUUAUGUUCGGGGUUUUGGUUUUGGUAUAUACUUUGUAUAUGUGAUCAGAAUAUUAAUGAUAAUUAUUUGGUGGAGAGAAUUUAAUUAUUUCAAUUAGUUUUGAAGAUAUUGCAAAUUUUAAGAAAAUUUUACAUUUUGGAAGAAAAUUGUUAAUAACUAAUUGAUAAAUAACGAUAAAAUAAUUACAAAAAUAUAUGUUUAUAGAGAAUUAAAUUGUCUUUAAGCUAGUAAAAACAAAACAAAAAAAUAUUAAUUAUUUCAAAAGUUAUAAACAAUCAAAGUCAAAACUUAAACUUUUUCUGAUUAAAAAAAUGUAAUUUUUACUAAAUUAAUAAAUAAAUAAUACUUCUAACAAUAAA